GCCGCUGCUGGAGCCGGAGCGUAUCCUGGUGUGGGGACUCCUGCGCCGCUGUACAGUUACCUGUCCCGUGUCGCCGCCAAGGGGUCGGCUUGAGGCUGGCGGAGUGGAGAAGGUUGGAGUUUGGUGUUUGUAGUCUCCGAAUGGCCGGUUCUGCGAGGCCCUGCCCUUGGUGCAGACCCUGGCCAACCGUCUGGGUUCCUGGAGGGUGUUGGAGCUUCUUCCGAUUCUUCUUCCUUGUGCGGGUCAUCUUCGAGUUCUCCCUCGCGCUUUGAACUUACAGUGAAUUUUAUAAAAGAAUGGAAUCAAGUGAUGGCUUUUUCUUUAGAGUUUGAAUAUGGAGGCUUCAGGAACAGAUGAAGUUGACAAGCUAAAAACUAAAUUUAUGUCUGCUUGGAACAACAUGAAAUACAGUUGGGUGUUGAAAACCAAGACAUAUUUUAGUAGAAAUUCACCGGUUUUAUUACUUGGAAAAUGUUAUCAUUUUAAAUAUGAAGAUGAAAACAAGAUGUUGCCUGCAAGAUCAGGAUGUACCAUUGAAGAUCAUGUAAUUGCAGGAAAUGUGGAAGAAUUCCGUAAGGAUUUCAUUUCUAGAAUUUGGCUGACCUACCGGGAAGAAUUUCCUCAAAUAGAAGCGUCAGCCUUGACAACCGACUGUGGCUGGGGCUGUACACUGAGGACCGGCCAGAUGCUGUUGGCUCAAGGCCUCAUAUUGCAUUUCCUUGGUAGAGCUUGGACCUGGCCUGAUGCACUGCAUAUAGAGAAUUCAGACUCUGACUCAUGGACUUCCAACACUGUCAAAAAGUUUACUGCAUCGUUUGAAGCAUCACUUUCAGGGGAAAGAGAACUCAGAACUCCAGCAGUUUCUCUGAAGGAAACAACCGGGAAGCAUUCUGAUGACCACGCAGUGCAGAAUGAGAUUUAUCACAGGAAAAUCAUCUCUUGGUUUGGAGAUUCCCCUGUGGCUGUCUUCGGCUUACAUCGACUGAUAGAGUUCGGGAAGAAGUCUGGGAAAAAGGCUGGAGAUUGGUAUGGACCAGCAGUGGUUGCUCACAUUUUAAGAAAAGCAGUAGAAGAAGCAAGGCAUCCUGACUUACAAGGAAUAACUAUUUACGUUGCGCAGGACUGUACAGUUUACAAUUCUGAUGUAAUUGAUAAACAGACUGACUCUGUGACCUCUCGGGACGGCAGGGACAAGGCUGUCAUUAUCUUAGUUCCUGUUAGACUUGGUGGAGAAAGAACCAACACCGACUAUCUGGAGUUUGUGAAGGGUGUCUUAAGCCUUGAAUAUUGUGUAGGUAUUAUUGGCGGCAAACCUAAACAGUCGUAUUACUUUGCUGGAUUUCAAGAUGACAGUUUGAUUUACAUGGAUCCUCAUUACUGCCAGUCCUUUGUGGAUGUCAGCAUAAAGGAUUUCCCUCUUGAGACAUUCCACUGUCCUUCUCCUAAAAAGAUGUCAUUUCGGAAAAUGGAUCCUAGUUGUACGAUAGGAUUUUACUGUCGAAACGUCCAGGACUUUGAACGAGCGUCUGAAGAAAUCACUAAGAUGUUGAGCAUUUCCUCUAAGGAGAAGUACCCAUUAUUCACUUUUGUAAAUGGCCAUUCCAGAGACUUUGAUUUUACAUCUACUGCAGCCAGUGAAGAAGACCUUUUCUCAGAAGAUGAGAAGAAAAAAUUCAAAAGAUUUAGCACAGAAGAGUUUGUCCUACUUUAAAGAUUAAUGCAUUUGUGUUUAUGAGAAGAGCUUGACCACGGGGGAGCCACGAAGAGUGACAAGCACGCUCGAGAUCCUCUGUCAUCAGAUCCCAACUGUGUGUGUCCUUUUAACAGUGCACAUUUGGAAACAUCCAAACUUUAAAGGUAUUUUUCUGAAAGGAAUGACUGGAUGGCUCUUGCUUUCUAGUGAUAAAUAACAAUGAUUCCGGUUGCAUUCCUGUUUCCCAAAGAUGUGCUAAUGAAACACUACCUUAACUGUAAGCCUUUUGGUCCCCAUCAUCUUCUACUUGAGCCCAUUGGUCCCCUGGAGGUUUUGGUACAGGUUCCCUCAAAGAUUGGGAUCACCAAAUUAAUUUUCAAAGCCUUGCUUGGUGUUAAUGACAGGAGAGCAGAGACUGGGUCUUCAGAACUUCCCAGGCUCCUGCUGUUAAGGGAACCAGAGAAUGCUUUGGCUUUGUAUAUCUACAUAACUAAAUGGACACAUAAAAUCAUGUAAGCAGGAUUUUCAGGCAAUACUUAAUAAUAUGGUUUUAUAAUAGCUACUCAUUAUGCUUGCUGCAGAGCGAUGAGGAAUAAAUAUAAAGCAUUGUGUUUUCUUCCUUCCUUCCUUUCUUUUCUUUUUUUUUUUGUCCUGGGGAUUGAACCCAGGGCCUUGUACAUGCUAGGCAGGUGUUCUACCUCGGAGCUGUCCUAAAGUGUCGAUUUUUCUCAUGUAUUUAAAAGUUAAGUUGUCAGUAGUAACUAUAUUUAUUUUAAUUAGAUAAAGGAAAUUCCAGAAUAGUUGUAUCAUUUGUUCCUAUCUUAAAAGUGAAAUUUUAUGGAAAUCCAAUGUAUUACCCAAUUUUUAAGUCUAAAGAUGAAUACCAAGAAAGAUAUGGAUGCUUUCUGAUUUUGCUGUUUGUUUAAAGUGAUGUCAUUUAGAAGCUGAGACUAUUUACAGGUUAAAUCUGCCUUAAGUGUGUUGUGAGUUUACUUAAAGACAAAUUUGUGAUAUAUUGAGAGUUAUUACUAUGCCAGGUUUAUAAAACAAAUACUUUAAUAAAAAUGUGAGAACAUAAAAUACUUUUGUUUUGGUUUUAAUGUUUGGAUUAUUUUAAUUCUCCUAUUGAAAAAAUCCAUUAUCUCAAAUGAAUUCUAUUUGUUUCUGAUGAAUGGAAGUAAUGCCUGAAGCAGAGGAUUAACUCUUUUACAAAACUUCUGUGUUCCAGGGUAGAAUGUGACUUACAAAGAUGUCAAAGUUUGUAUCAUGUAGUCAUUGUCCUCCUGUGUCAGAGAAUCCCUUUGUUUACAGUUGCAUGUGAAGCCAAAACAGAGGGCAUGAGAUAGCUUCAGUAAGCCUGAAGAGUAAAAACAGGUUUGACAUUUCCCAUUGAGGAUGGUUUAUUGAAUUGAAGCAGUCUAAAAUCUAAAUUUUCCCUUUGCCCUAGAUAAAUCUGGACAAAUUAAGUUCAAUACUAAUUUUCCUAGAAUGUCAAGGCAGUAUAAGAAUGAAAAGCCAAGAAUAUGCCAGAUUUUAUGUGCUGCAUUCCUCUCAUCUCAGAUACUGCAGGAUUGGACAGUAGACACAUCUCCUGCGAGCAUUUACAUCGUUACGUGGAUCAGCACUGAUUGCUCGCAGCUGUGAAGAUCAUCUUUACAGCAGCCACUCCCAAGGGAAGAACUCCAGCUUGGAUGCACCCCAGCACCAUCGGCUAGCUGCAGGAGCUCCCCAGUUGCUCAUCACAUAGCAUCUGGAACUCAAGAACAGUGAAGACUUCUGAGAUGGCCUUCUGAGCUGAGAGUAGAUGAGGCACGUUGAUGAUGUGCUCUGCUGCAACUGCUGACGUGGCCCCACAAUCCAUUGCCCUUCGGCCUCUGCCAUUGCUGCGAGUGUCCUUCUGGGACUGUCGGGCUGACUUGGGUAGAGUUUAGUUUACAGGUAGAAGAAAAGGUCUUGGUUCUCUUCCUCAGUGUUUAAACAGAACAAAACAAAACUGCAGUAUCAGUAGAACAAGCUGCUGGGGACCAGUGGGCACCUUUGGCAGGAAUGCUCCAGGAACACCUUCGCCUCGUACUGCCGGCUGCUGAUUUCAGCACUGCUGCAUGGCCCAGAGUUUUCAGUGAGGCCUGGGGCUCUGCCAGUGGAGAAGCUUUUCAUCUGAUGGUGCUUCCUUCUGACCUUGGUGCUCCUGCUUACAGCUCCAGGAGGUGGUGGGGUGAUGGAGUCAAGACAAGGGUGGAAGGCCAGGGAGAGAUCAGCUAUGCACAGACAGUUACAAUGGGCUCAAAACCCCAGAACAUUUACCUUUUCCGACUGAAUGGCUCUAUAAAAUGGACACCUGCCAUGUUCCUAGCAUGAAUCACUGUACUUAGAGGCACACACAAGUGCCGCGCAGUCACGCCUAGUUGCUCACUGAUGUAUCAGAUCCAACGCUCAGGGUUCAGUGCCUGAGCCAAAUGUUAAAGUUAUUUGUUCUUGUCAAUAAACUAAACUUUACGGUGA
This is a messenger RNA of Peromyscus californicus insignis, 4195 nucleotides long. RefSeq names its product autophagy related 4C cysteine peptidase (gene Atg4c). Lineage: Eukaryota; Metazoa; Chordata; Mammalia; Rodentia; Cricetidae. The transcript is spliced from 15 exons. The record is from RefSeq and is a predicted model, not a curated record. Gene Ontology annotation, molecular function: protein-phosphatidylethanolamide deconjugating activity. Bases 335 to 1711 code for a protein of 458 amino acids.